UCACGCGAGAAAUAUAUUCUCCGGUGCUUUCCCUUUCUCUCUCUCUUUUCUCAUCUCUGUGCGCGCGGAGCAAGAUUCCACUCUCGAUACCUCGGAGUUAUCGCGCACCGAGCAGCAGAUUAUCCUCUCCCUGCAGGCAUCGCGCUGCUUCUCCAAUAAGAUUGCCUGCUUGAAUUAAUCAAAAUCUGAAUAUUUUUUGCACAAGGAUUACCAAAAUCAGAAAGCUUACUGUUUCAUGCUAUCAACGACUGAUCAUCAAUAGUGUCAUUGGUCAAACAUAAAACAGGCAAAAUGAGCUCUGAAGGCGGUGGCACCGCCAUCACAGGCAAGAAGCGGAACAGGGCCCAAAUUCAGACACUAGUCAGGGAAGGCUCUCUCUAUAACCUCACCCUCAGUGAGGUUGAAAGCCGCCUUGGUGCGCCACUUCUUAGUAUGAACCUUGAUGACUUUGUGAGGAGUGUGCUUCCAGAUGAGAAGAACCUUCCAUUACCAAAUGGCGCUGGGAAUUCAGGCAGUCAAAGCACGUCAGCUUUUGGUUUGGAACGUCAGGGCAGCAGCAUUACUGUGCCCCUGCCAUUGAGCAAGAAGACAGUGGAUGAAAUUUGGAGAGACAUCCAGCAGGAAGAGGAGAGUAGUGAUGAUGAGAAAAGGAGUUCAGGUUGUGAUGCACAGAUGUCGUUUGGGGAGAUAACACUUGAGGAGUUCUUGCAAAGGGCUGGCAUUGUUACUGGGCAGUAUCAGAAGGAUGCUGAGGAGUUAAUUGAUCUUGUAGGAACUGGAGAAAGUGCUCAUUUGAUGACCAGAGUGCAGGAUUUCCCACAGGGAACAAGUGCAAUUGAUGCGUAUAUUGUACGUCAGUCGAUUGCGCAACCGUUGAGUGUUGCAAUCCCUUCGACAAUGGAUUCCAUCUACCCAGAUCGUCAAAUGAGUAUUUCGUCAUCUCUAGAACUUUCUGAUCUUCAAAGUCCUAGUCGUAAGAGAAUGUCUUCCCAGGAUGUGGUAUACAAGGUUGCUGAUCGGAGGCAGAAGAGGAUGAUCAAGAACCGAGAAUCGGCUGCACGUUCAAGAGCUAGGAAACAGGCCUACACAAACGAGCUCGAAUGCAAAUUGUCUUGUCUGGAAGAGGAGAACAAGAGGCUGAAGAGAGAGAAGGAGUUGGACAUGUUAUUGAAGUCCGCGCCCCCUCCAGAACCGAAAAAGCAUCUUCGGAGAACGAGAUCGACCUCAUUCUGAUUGUGUGUAGAGUACAGGCUUCUGGUAGAUUUUGAUCGCUCUUUUGCUUUCUCCUCGCAUGUAUCUAUGGAGUGUGUGCAGUUUGCUUUGCUUGUAAUUUGUAAAGGCCUAGGACACCCAACAAUCUUGUGAAAUGUCCUCCCGGCCCUUAGGUUUCAGGUUUUGUAAAUCUGGUUGUUGCAAAUAUUCUUGCGGCACGGAUCCCAGUGUAUGGAUCGUACUGCGAAGUUUCUUGCUAAUACUUGCUGUAAGUUUUCGCUGCUGUAACCUCUGUAGCCGCAUGGUAAAUUCAAUGAACCCUGUAUCUGCUUUCA
Molecule: messenger RNA, 1547 nt
Organism: Triticum urartu
Lineage: Eukaryota; Viridiplantae; Streptophyta; Magnoliopsida; Poales; Poaceae
Product: ABSCISIC ACID-INSENSITIVE 5-like protein 2
Biological process (GO): positive regulation of DNA-templated transcription
Cellular component (GO): nucleus
Molecular function (GO): DNA-binding transcription factor activity
Source: RefSeq, a predicted model, not a curated record